GGCUUAAGGAGGAGAAUCUGACUCUUUGUCUUUAAAAAGCAAAGCUGAAUUUUUGUUGCUAGGGGGAGUGUUGUGCUUGGUUCUUGUCUGUACUCCGGAAGGCUGCUGUAUAAGAAAAACCAGGCAUGUGUCGAACACCAACCAGAUGAACCAAGUGAAUAAACCCAGAAGACAGUAAUGGAGAGAUCAUUUCCGUGAGCCUGGGGGCAAGGCCGGCCUCUACACCACAGCGCACCUUGCUCCCUCUGUGAAAGAUGGAGCUCCUGGAUGAGGCCCCCGCCCAGGUGGAAAGGCUGAGGAGGACGCUGACGACCCGCAGGCACCGGGGAACGGAAAGGCUGCCGGAGGCUGCCGGCCCCCCCGUGCCGCGGACGGAGGAAGGGAGCCGCGCCAUUAUGGCAGCGGGACCGGCCGGCGCGACCUCUGAGGCGCUGCGCGACUUGCCACCUGUUCCUUCUACAUCAAGAGCAGGCUCUGCAGAAUUUUCUGUUAGGGAGCGAAUGAGAGAGAAACUCAAAGCAGCAAGGUCAAAAGCAGAAAUUACUUUAUUGCAAGAAGACCCCAGUCCACGACCAAGGCGUUUAAAAAGCAUCAGAGAAAGGAAAACAGAAGUCAGAUUGGAUAAAGUGUCUGAUGUUGAUAAAUUUAGGGAGAUGCAAGAGGAUGAAUCCCACUUACAACCAAAAAUAAAGUUACGUGAUUCUGUAAAAAAGCUUAAGCAAAAGUUAACAAAUGAUUUUCCUUCUGCUGAAGAAGCAUAUAAUUUCUUUACCUUCAAUUUUGAUCAUGAACCAGAGAGUAUAAAGGCUGAAGCCAGGAAAAGGAAUGAAUUAAAUGAAGAGGCGGCAGAGGAGGAAUGUGUAGAAACCCAUGCGGAUGAACAAGAGGAGGAUGAAAUGGAUGAAGAUGUACGCCUAGUUAAAGAUGAUGAUUUAUUCAUUAUAGGGCAGACAGCUGAAGAUUUUCUAAUAAUGAAACCUGCUGAUUGUGAAAGCUAUUCUGAACAACUGAAAAAGGAAAAAGAAUUUCUCUUCAUUCCCAGCAUGUUAGCAGUGCCCACUUCUAAGAAGAUGCCUGAAAACAUGCAGCCUAGGUACCUUGAGGAUGAGGGUCUCUACACAGGAGAAAGGCCCUUUGUAUCACAGCCUAAUCAAAAUAUUUUAGAAAACAGAAUACUUAGACAGGAGCAAGGGAAAGAGUGGUUUGGUGAUGAUGGCAAAAUCUUAGCAUUGCCUAAUCCAAUUAAACAGUCUUUUACUAGGCCUCCAAUAUUCUCAUUGGAAGAAGGCAUUGCACCAGAACUUGAAACAGUGUAUAGAAAGGCAAUAAAAAUGACAGCUGCCAAUCAGUAUCUUGUUGGACCUGGAGAUUUUCAGGGGCCAUUCCAAUUGGAUAUUGAUAUUUCUGGACUGAUAUUCACCCAUCAUCCCUGUUUUAGCCGUGAGCAUGUGUUAGCAGCUAAAUUGGCUCAAUUAUAUGAUCAGUAUUUAGCAAGAAAACAGAAGAAUCUUACCAAACUUCUCACAGACAAGCUGCAUGCUUUGAGGAAUGCUGUGCAAUAUAGUAUAGACGGUGGUGAUGAUGGUGUUCCUAGACCCGUGGCACAACAGAGCAUACCUGAAUACAAAUUUGAGAUCAGGCAAACCAGAAGACUUCGUGAUGCUGAACAAGAAAAAGACAGAAUGUUGCUUAAGACCAUUAUAAAAGUUUGGAAACAAAUUAAAUCCCUCCGUGACUUUCAGAAGUUUACUAACACACCCAUGAAACUUUAUUUGAGGAAGGAAGAGGUUGAUCAGAAAUUAGAUGAAAAAGCAUACGAAGCAGAAAUUCAGGCUGAGAUAAGUGAAUUACUAGAAGAAUGUAUGGAAGAAUAUGAAAAGAAAAUGGAGGAGUAUAAAACUGAGCUACAAGAGUGGAAAUCCUGGAAGAAGACACAGAAGUCCAAGAAGAAAAAGAAGAAAAAAGACAGUCAUGGAGAAGAAGAAUCGGUAGAGGAUUAUGAUCUUGUUGAGGAACGUGUAAAACCCAUCCUACCUAAAAUGGCCAACAGCCUGGAAAUAGAGCAGCAAGUUAGAGAAAAAGCUGACAACUGCAGAAGGAAACCUGGAGAGCCUGUUCUAAUUCCUGAACUAGUCCUGUCAGGAAGUGUAACUCCAACUGAGCUGUGUCCUCGAGCAGAAGUUUUGCGACGAGAAGAUGUGAAGAAACGUUCUGCAUUUAUAAAAGUCCUUUUCAAUUCCAAAGAAGUAUCAAGGACUGUUACCCGACCAAUAAGUUCAGAUUUCAGAGUUCACUUUGGACAGAUUUUCAAUUUACAAAUAUUCAACUGGCCAGAGAGUUUGAAACUACAGAUAUAUGAAACAAUGGGUAUGAGCAGUACCACCUUGUUGGCUGAAGUGUUCAUACCUGUUCCUGAGACUACAAUUCUGACAGGCAGUGCUCCUAUGGAAGAAAUAGAGUUCAGCAGCAAUCAGCGUGUGACGUUGGACCAUGAAGGAGUUGGGAGUGGUGUGUCCUUUUCAUUUGAAGCUGAUGGUAGCAACAAAAUGACUUUAAUGACCUCUGGGAAAGUAUCCAAUAGUGUCUCUUGGGCAGUUGGAGAGAAAGGAAUCCCCUUAAUUCCUCCAAUAUCUCAGCAAAACAUGGGAAUUCCAAGUGCUUUAAAAAAUAUUGAUGCUAUUGCAUCCAUUGGCACAUCAGGCUUAACUGACAUGAAGAAACUAGCUAAGUGGGCAGCGGAAGCAAAACUUGAUCCAAAUGACCCAAACAAUGCAGCUCUGAUGCAGCUGAUCAUGGUUGCUACAAGUGGAGAGGCACGGGUUCCUGAUUUCUUCAGAUUGGAACAGUUGCAGCAAGAAUUUAAUUUUGUUUCUGAUGAGGAAUUUAAUAGAUCAAAGAGAUUCCGACUCUUGCAGCUCAGAAAUGGGGAGGUGGCAGAGUUCCGAAACUAUAAGCAAGUCCCUUUGCAUGAACGAGAAAUCAGUGAGAAAAUCUUCCAGGACUAUGAGAAGAGACUGCAAGAGAGGGAUGUGAUUGACAGCAAAAAUUACCUAGAUGCACACAGAGCAAUUGUUGCCAGCUAUCUACAAAAGGUUCGAGAAUCAGUAAUAAACCGUUUCCUUAUAGCAAAACACCAUUUCCUUCUCUCUGACCUUGUCAAUGAAGAUGAGAUUCCCAGCCUGGAUUCUGAGGGUCCAGGUAUUUUGGGACUCAGCCUCUUUAAACUGGCAGAGCCAAAACGACCAUUAAAGCCAAGAAGAAAAGAAAGGAAGAAGGUCACAGCACAGAAUUUAUCAGAUGGGGACAUAAAACUGUUAGUGAACAUCGUUAGAGCUUAUGAUAUUCCAGUGAGAAAACCAGUGAUGAGCAAACUUCAACAACCAUCCAAAGCUUCAAGGUCCUUUAAUGAGAUGUUUGCAGCCUCUCCAUCAGCUCAGAGCCCAACUGAUAGCUCAGAUUGGGCAUUCAACCAGGUUUUAGUCCGUCCCUUUGUAGAAGUUUCUUUUCAACGAACAGUCUGCCGGACAACAACAGCAGAGGGUCCAAACCCCAACUGGAAUGAGGAACUUGAGCUUCCAUUUAGAGCUCCUAAUGGUGACUACAGUACCCACAGUUUGCAGUCAGUGAAGGAUGAAGUCUUCAUUAAUGUUUUUGAUGAAGUACUACAUGACACUGUAGAGGAUGAUCUUGAAAGAGGAAGUGGGAUCCGCACUCAUGUUGAGAGACACUGGCUGGGAUGUGUUAAGAUUCCAUUUACUACCAUAUAUUUUCAAGCGAGGAUCGAUGGUACGUUUAAAGUAGAUAUUCCUCCAGUCCUCCUUGGCUACAGCAAAGAAAAGAACCUGGCAAUCGAGAGAGGUUAUGAUUCUGUGCGAAAUCUGAGUGAGGGCUCAUAUAUAACACUGUUUAUAACCGUUGAACCACAGCUCAUUCCUGGAGAGUCAGUCAGAGAGAAGAUGAAUGAAAUGCUUAAGAAGUUUGAUACCCAAGAAGAUGAGAAGUUGCUCCAGGCAGCAGAAAAGUAUGAAGCUGAAUGUACAUCAAAGUUUCCAAGCCGCCAAUGCCUAACAACUGUAAUUGACCUCAGUGGGAAAACAGUUUUUAUUACCAGAUAUGUCAAACCUCUGAAUCCACCACAGGAGCUUCUUGAUGCUGUCCCAAAUAGUGCUCAAACAGCAGCAGAAUUGGUGGCUCGAUAUGUUGCUUUGAUUCCUUUUUUGCCAGAUAGUGUGUCAUUUGCUGGAAUUUGUGAUUUAUGGAGUACAUCAGAUCAAUUUCUUUAUCUUCUGGCGGGAGAUGAGGAAGAACACGCCGUGCUCUUGUGUAAUUAUUUUCUUGGCAUGGGGAAAAAAGCCUGGCUUAUCAUUGGAAAUGCUAUUCCUGAGGGACCAACUGCGUAUGUAUUAACUUUGGAACAAAGUCAAUAUGUAAUUUGGAAUCCCAGUACUGGAUGUUUUUAUGGGCAGUAUGAUACUUUCUGCCCCUUACAAAAUGUGUACUGUCUGAUCAGCUGUGAUAACGUCUGGUUUAAUAUGCAAGAAUAUGAUUCCCCAGUAAGGAUAAAUUUUGAUAUCAGCAAACCAAAACUUUGGAAGUCUUUCUUUUCAAGAAGCUUGCCAUACCCUGGUCUCAGCAGUGUUCAGCCUGAAGAAUUAGUUUAUCAGCCGUCGGACAAGGCUGCUGCGGUGGAACUACAGGGCAGGAUUGAAAAAAUAUUAAAAGAUAAGAUUAUGGAAUGGAGACCAAGGCACCUAACUCGUUGGAACAGAUACUGUACUUCUACCCUACGUAACUUUUUGCCACUGCUGGAGCAAAACCAAGGCAAAGAUGUAGAGGAUGACCAUCAGGCAGAGCUGCAAAAACAGCUAGGAGAUUACAGGGUCUCUGGAUUUCCUAUUCAUAUGCCAUUUUCUGAAGUCAGACCUUUAAUAGAAGCUGUACACAGCACAGGAGUUCAUACCAUUGACGUUUGCAAUGUUGAAUUUGCUCUAGCUGUGUAUAUUCAUGCUUACCCCCAAAAUGUUCUCUCUGUAUGGAUUUAUGUUGCUUCACUUGUUCGAAACAGGUAAUAUAGACCCCUCAGAAUACCUUAAGAAAUUUGCAGAUUUCUCACGCUGCUGAUUUGAGCUAUCCCAAGUAUUUCAAAAAUUGAAGAUACUACUUACUACUGCUAAGGAACAGACUGACAGCUCAAAAUUCCAGUACUAGUAAGUGAUUUUUAUACCGUAUUUUGUAGCUCCCAGAGGGACAUUACAGUCUUAAAAGCAUUACACAUGCCCACGUAUAGUGGCAUUGCAGAGUAAAAUGGUAGAGUUUAGCCACCUUGUUUUCAGGUGAAACUUGAUUCCUGGAAUCAUGUCUUGAAGACUGUUUUUAGCUAGUCAGUUUAUUUUAUCUACAGAUUUUGCUCCUCUUCAAAGCCGCUGGCAAAUACAAAUAGUUGCAGUUUUCCAGUACCUGAGUUCCUGAAGGAAGAUCGGGACUAUGUAGCCAUGAGUAAAUUUCAUGUGCCAAAGAGUCAUCAGUGAGGGCCACACUUCAGUUUUUAAGAGGCUGCUUCAUACUUAGUGUCUGUAUAAUGCCAGCACCAUUUAGAAGUGUAAGAUGACAUUUUAUUUAGAAGUGAAAAGACAAAGUAUUUAAUAAAUAUUUAUACUAAAACCUAA
Messenger RNA from Tyto alba (common barn owl), 5666 nucleotides. It is a transcript of the gene CC2D2A, whose product is annotated as coiled-coil and C2 domain containing 2A. The record is from RefSeq and is a predicted model, not a curated record. The transcript has 39 exons. Lineage: Eukaryota; Metazoa; Chordata; Aves; Strigiformes; Tytonidae. Gene Ontology annotation, cellular component: ciliary transition zone. Gene Ontology annotation, biological process: protein localization to ciliary transition zone; non-motile cilium assembly. The coding region runs from base 255 to 5069 and encodes 1604 amino acids.